ACACAAGUGACAUGUGACUCUUUCUGUUGGCAACUUAGCAUUUUUGGCUCUAGAGCAAAGUAUAUACCGGAGGAAUAAUAUAAUAACAUUAUGUUACUCCCUUGGGAUUUGAAAGGGAUAGAAAUUCGAGAACAUAAUUGAACUGAAGCUCUGCUCCAUUUUACCUGAUCGAUACAGAAAUAAUGGAAGCGUUGAGAAGCAGUUUGAAUUGUAAUCAUACUCGGAAGAUACGUGUUGUCCAUGACAACACGAAGCUGAAGCUGAAGAAGAAGAGUUGCUUGUUUUUAUCGAAUUCGAAGCGAAUCUCUCCGCUCAGAUUUUGCGUUCGAUCAGCUCACGUAAACCUAGACUCUGUCAAGCCAAAAGGUUCAGUAGAUCAAGAAUCUGAAAUUCUGGUCUGGCCUUCUCCUAAAGACAAAAUCCCAUUCUGGAAGAGAGAUUUUCCCCUUUCUCAUGUCCGUGCAGAAGGUCUGCCUAAUAUAAAAGACACUGAUCUUCUCCAUAUUGUUCAUAUAACUGCUGAGCUAGCACCAAUAGCUAAAGUUGGUGGUCUUGGUGAUGUUGUUACCGGACUAGGGCGCGCAUGUCUAUCAAGGGGUCAUAAAGUAGACAUUAUGCUCCCGUUUUAUGAGUGUAUCCACAAACACAAUAUAAAUGAGCUGGAACUAGUAACUACAUAUGCCUCAUAUCAUGAUGGAAACUGGGUACCUACCAAUGCAUAUCAUGGAGUAGUUUCAGGCAUUGAAGUGAUAUUUAUUGAGCCUUCCAACCACUUCUUUAAAGGGGAAUCUGUAUAUGGAGGCUCAUACAAUGAGCUCGAAGCAUACUUGUUCUUUAGCCGUGCGUGCCUUGAGUGGAUGCAGAUUACUGGAAAAGAGCCAGAUAUUAUUCAUGUUCAUGAGUGGCAGACAAGUGUACUACCCCUGCUUUACUGGGACAUGUACCAUUAUCUCUCGCUCCAGAAGCCAAGAAUAGUAUUGACAAUCCACAAUAUGGAGCAUUAUGGAGAAUGCAGCCAGGAACAGCUUAAUAAAUGUGGUCUUGAUGGAUCUUUAUAUGGGACUCUUGAUAAGGCUGUUGAUGAUAGAACCAUUGGCCAUAACCCUGAAAGGUUGAGUUUACUGAAAGGAGGCAUUGUGUACAGCAAUGCAGUGGUUACAGUUUCUCCAACGUACCUUACAGAAACACUAUGCUCUGGAUGGCUUACAAGAACCUUGAUGCAAAAUCGUGAUAAAUACAUUGGCAUUUUAAAUGGUAUAGAUACCACGAUAUGGAACCCUGCUACUGAUGCUUUUUUGCCUAUAAAUUAUGAUGCCCUGAAAGUAGGUGGCAAGAAAAUAUGCAAACAAUUUGUUCAGAAGGGGCUCGGCUUAGCCUCAGAAGAUACUGAAAACAACAACGCCGCUGUUCGGAUACCAUUGAUUGUUUGCAUCACGAGACUGGUUGCUCAAAAGGGUCUUCAUCUGAUUAGACAUGCAAUCAAACUUGUGGAACAACUUGGUGGACAAAUGAUCAUUCUAGGAAAGGCAUCCAAUACUCAAGUGGAAAGGGAGUUUGAAGAUCUUGCAAAUUUGCAUAACAAAGACUCUAACAUCCGGAUCCUUUUGAUGUAUAGUGAGGAACUGUCACAUAUGCUUUAUGCUGCAGCAGACAUGGUUUUGGUGCCUUCAAUUUACGAGCCGUGUGGACUUGCUCAAAUGAUCGGAAUGCGAUAUGGAGCGGUCCCUGUAGUUAGAAAGACCGGUGGCCUGGCUGACACAGUCUUCGACAUUGAUGAUCAUUCACAACCUGAGAUGGCGAAUGGCUUUGUCUUUGAAGGAAUUGAUGAAGAAUCCUUGGAUGGAGCUCUGCACCGCGCAUUUUCAUACUACCAAGAGAAACCAAAUGACUGGAAUCGCACAGUUCAGAAUGUGAUGAAAAUCGAUAAUAGCUGGAACAACACCGCAGGGAAGUACAUUGAUCUCUACAACUCUAUCAGGGUAAAAUAAGGAAUAUUAUAUUACAGCCAAUCACCUAAUCAGAUUCCCAAAAUGAUAAUUUGCUUGUAUAUAUAAAAAGGUGCCAAAAUAUAAUAAUUGUGUGGCGCAUAAAACCUCUGAAAUCUAACCAUGGCUGGGAGGUUAUAAUAAAUUCUGGAUUUGAUC
Messenger RNA from Daucus carota subsp. sativus, 2144 nucleotides. RefSeq lists its product as uncharacterized. The record is from RefSeq and is a predicted model, not a curated record. Bases 183 to 1988 code for a protein of 601 amino acids. NCBI's taxonomy places the organism in Eukaryota, Viridiplantae, Streptophyta, Magnoliopsida, Apiales, Apiaceae. The transcript is spliced from 16 exons. Gene Ontology annotation, molecular function: alpha-1,4-glucan glucosyltransferase (UDP-glucose donor) activity.